GAGCUGCUCCGCAUGAUGCUCGAUCAACUCCGAGCGGCCCAGAGUUUUCAGUCCUUUUGAUCGAAGCCGACGAUAUCCCAUGCCACCUCGGAUUGCUGAGAGAGAUCUUUCGACAUCCGUUCGCUUUCCCUACGCUCAGGGCUUCUCCCCGAAGGGGAGUCGAGUGUGAAGAUGAAACCAACAAACUUGCUUAACUCCUCUCUCGGAACGACUGCGUAUUGUGAUAAAGUCUGUGUCGACAACCACGGACCCGAAAACCUGAUCUCUGAAGACGUGGUGACUCGACAGAAUGGAGUGCUUCUGGAACAUUUUAUACGUCCCCCGGUCGACAUCGAUUUUAUAUUUCCGUGUGUGUGUGAUAUAGCCUACAUAAAACUGAAGCUUGCCAAAGCCUCACGCGCAGUUCAACGUCUCCAAGUCUGGACUCAGUUUCCCGGGGACUCGAAUUGGUCGAAGGUUACCACUGAGUUCGAUCUGGAGCCUCAGCUCGUGCUCCGAUGCGGGAAUGUCCUACCGCGGCACCUUACCCUUACCGACCAUCAGCUGGGGAGCCAGAGGAGCGUUCGAUCGAUACGAGGAGUUUCCAAGUUACGGAUAACGAUUCUCGGCAUGAAGGACUGCGUGGCCGUCAGUUUGAUGGGCUGCGAAGCCAUCGGGCUUCCGUCCUCUCGAGUUCCGAGAGAUCAUCCUAUAUUCACCAAGCUCAGAUCGCCUCCGAGUAGUAAUUCGGCUCCGACCAGGAGAACUCCCCUUUCCAGUUCGAAGCCUCAAAUCGAAGAAUCCGCUAAACGAAGGCGGAUCGAAGAUACCGCCGCGGUACCCGAGGAAUUCUUGGACCCCAUAACCUUCUCCGUGAUGACGAUCCCGGUGGCAUUGCCGAGCGGGAACGCCGUCGAUCAGUCCACGCUGGAUAAACACGUCGCCAACGAAAACCGAUGGGGAAGGCCUGCCAGCGAUCCAUUCACCGGAGUCGCGUUAACGUCGAAGCCGAUCGUCAUAACAGAACUCAAAAGCAGAAUCGAUCAUUUUCUUUCGGCCACCGGGAGCACCUCAGGCGUUCGGCUGGCUGACGGUCGUAACGUCACCAGAUCGGACAUUUCUCGCUUGGUCGUGGAACGAAUCGCCGGCCACGCCGGAGAGCCCCGAAACUCUCGAACCUCGACAAACAUGGAGAACGCAUUCGCCGAGGCCUUGAGCUCGGCUCGAAGAAUAUUGAGGGGCGAUUUCGAUAAUGCAGAUAGCAGGAAAUGUCCCGUGUGCAAGGACAGUGGAGUAAACUACAAACGAGGCUGUGGCCACUACCUCUGUCGAUCGUGCGUUUCGAAACACGCGGAAUCUCAAUGCACGAUUUGUGGAGCUCAAUCAACUCGGAGUAGCAUUAUCAAAAUCCACGGGAAGUGA
This is a messenger RNA of Galendromus occidentalis (western predatory mite), 1401 nucleotides long. RefSeq names its product RING finger protein 37. Gene Ontology annotation, biological process: protein polyubiquitination. Lineage: Eukaryota; Metazoa; Arthropoda; Arachnida; Mesostigmata; Phytoseiidae. Bases 172 to 1401 code for a protein of 409 amino acids. The record is from RefSeq and is a predicted model, not a curated record. The transcript has a single exon. Gene Ontology annotation, cellular component: nucleus. Gene Ontology annotation, molecular function: ubiquitin-ubiquitin ligase activity; ubiquitin protein ligase binding.